Carassius auratus (goldfish) is the source of this 2012-nucleotide messenger RNA. RefSeq names its product saccharopine dehydrogenase-like oxidoreductase. Gene Ontology annotation, cellular component: mitochondrion; lipid droplet; plasma membrane. Gene Ontology annotation, biological process: glycolipid biosynthetic process. Lineage: Eukaryota; Metazoa; Chordata; Actinopteri; Cypriniformes; Cyprinidae. The record is from RefSeq and is a predicted model, not a curated record. The transcript is spliced from 12 exons. Bases 424 to 1713 code for a protein of 429 amino acids.
CAUAAAUAUAAAAUUGUGUUAAACUGUAAAAUGUGUCAAAACAGUGUUAAUUCAGUCACUAACAAGCUGUGAUCUUACAAUUUAUCAACUCACAUUUAAAUGUAAUUUAUUGCUAGGUAUAUACAUAUGUUUGCUCUCAUAUUAUAUGUUAAUGUUCAGAAAAACACCCUCCUCUGUGUUACUGUUGUAGUAAUAUCUCCUUUCCAGCACGAGAUGUCUCUCUUCUUCAAUGUGUGACAGUUUCUGGAAUCUUCACCCACAAACAGUUGGAUUAUUUAUGGUUGAGCUACAUUUAUCAGAAACACAAUCUGAUGCACUAGACGUGUGUAUUUUGCACGCACACUGUACACUGACAGCAGUGGAGCCGCAGCAGUCGCUCUUACCUCGUCUGUGUUUGCCUCGCACGCGGAUCAACACACAACAAUGGCGACGCUCACAACGUCAAGCAAAAGACCGUACCAUAUCAUAGUGUUCGGAGCGAGCGGUUUUACCGGCCAGUUUGUUAUGGAGGAGGUUUCACGGAUGUGUAACGAGGGCCCAGGAGGGACGUUACAAUGGGCUGUAGCCGGACGAAACCGCGACCGACUGGAGAAAACGCUCGUUCAGGCAGCUGACGCUCUGCGUAAACCAGAGCUGAAGUGUGUGGAGGUUAUUGUAGCAGAUGUAGCCGAGCCAGAGUCAUUGGCCAUCAUGUGCAAACAAGGAAUCAUUGUGCUCAACUGCGUGGGACCAUACAGAUUCUACGGAGAGCCGGUGGUGAAGGCCUGCAUUGAGAAUGGGGCACACUGCAUUGAUAUCUGUGGAGAACCGCAGUUUUUAGAAGGGAUACAGCUGAAGUACCACAGUAACGCUCAGGAGAAGGGUGUGUAUAUCAUUGGAAGCUGUGGAUUUGAUUCAAUUCCAGCAGAUAUGGGCAUCCUUUAUACACAGGAUCAAUUCAGAGGAACGCUCACUGCUGUGGAGAGCUUCUUAACCAUCAACACAGGACCUGAGGGAGGAUGUGGCCAUGAUGCAACGUGGCAGUCUGCCAUCUUUGGCUUUGCUGACAGUGCCAGUCUCAGAAGAAUAAGGAGGAAGUUUGGGCAUAAACCUCUGCCAGCUGUUGGCGCUAGAAUUAAAAAGAGGGGAGCUUUGUUCUUCAGUAAGGAGAUUGAGCAGUAUGCCAUUCCCUUCAUGGGCUCAGAUCCAUCUGUGGUGCGACGGACUCAGCGCUAUAUGCACGAGGAACAUAAACACAGCCCUGUUCAGUAUAUGGCAUAUGUAGGUAUUGGUGGUCUCUUCUCCGUGCUGAAGACCCUCUUUGCAGGUGUCGUCUUCUGGUUCAUGGUCAAAUUUAGUCUUGGCAGGGGAUUGCUUACUGAGUUUCCAGAAUUUUUCUCAUUUGGUUUGUUCUCCAAGACGGGACCAACAAGAAAGCAGAUGGAUGGAACCUCUUUCAGCUUGAGGUUCAUGGGGGAGGGCUACACGUCUGGUCAUGACCCCUCUCAGGGCAAACCAAAUGCCAAAAUCAGCACUGAAGUAACAGGACCAGAGCCAGGAUACAUCGCAACACCGGUUACCAUGGUGCAGGCAGCUAUUACACUGCUUAAUGAACAUCACUGUCUCCCGAAUAAGGGUGGUGUGUACACUCCAGGGUCAGCGUUUGCAAGAACCACCCUAAUCGACCGUCUGAACAAACACGGAGUCCAAUUCUCACUGAAGAACGGACAAUAGACAGGAGUCCUCUUACUCUCUCAGAUUCAAUCAGCCUAGCUGAUCUCUUUUAUUAUAUAAAUAUAGUCAAAUGUGUUGUAUGUCUUUACUUUUUUGUGAUUCAUCAACCCUCAAGCAUCCUCUGGGAAAAAUUUGGGCAAAAUCUUUUACUUUUAUAGUUUCCUUUAAUCUGAGCGGUACAAGACUUAACUGCUUCUACUAAUUAUGCCAGCUAAACUCACACACACACAAAAAAAAAAUUACUCGGUACAGCAAAGUUAAGUGUAAAAAAAAAAUUAUUAUAUAUAUAUAUAUAUAUA